Molecule: messenger RNA, 1524 nt
Organism: Acaromyces ingoldii
Lineage: Eukaryota; Fungi; Basidiomycota; Exobasidiomycetes; Exobasidiales; Cryptobasidiaceae
Product: MFS general substrate transporter
Exons: 1
Coding region: 1-1524 (507 amino acids)
Biological process (GO): transmembrane transport; tripeptide transport; allantoate transport
Cellular component (GO): plasma membrane
Molecular function (GO): dipeptide transmembrane transporter activity; allantoate transmembrane transporter activity
Source: RefSeq, a predicted model, not a curated record
AUGGACCAGAACAGCAAGUCGGACGUACAGGCGUUUGUGCCUCUAGGCAACAAGACCAUCGACGCUGCCCUCGCGCUAGCAAACGAAGGACCUAUUGCCUACGAGGCCUCUGAGGGUCGCGCACUCCUCCGCAAGCUCGACCUGCGUCUCAUACCCCUGCUGUGCUGGGUGUAUGCGCUGCAAUUUGCCGACAAGACCACACUCAACUAUGCCUCGGUAAUGGGUGUGCGCGAGGACACCCACCUGACUGGCCAAGAGUACUCCUACGUCAGCUCGAUCUUCUACGCAGGCUACAUUGCAGCCCAGCCUUUCAUUGCCUAUAGUCUCAAGCGCUUCUCUCUAGGCAAGUUUACCGCCAUCAACGUCAGCAUCUGGGGCGCGAUCCUCGCCUGCCAUGCCGCCUGCACAAGCUAUGCCGGCCUUAUGAUUGCCCGUUCUCUCCUCGGCGCAUUUGAGGCCGUCAUCACGCCCGCCUUUCUCCUUUUUGUUUCCGUCUGGUACCCGCGCUCUCAGCAGGCGCGUCGAGUCGGCUACUGGCUGUGCUGCAACGGUGUAGCGACGCUGAUCUGCGCACCCAUUGCUUUCGGCCUCUCUGGAAUCACACCCGGCACCCUUGCCAUCGACUCUUGGCAGAUUCUCUUCCUUCUCUUCGGUCUCGUCACCACCGUCACCGGCGUCGUCUACUGGUUUGUCCUGCCUGACACGCAGGCCAAUGCUAAGUUCCUCAGCCACCGCGAGAAGCGUAUCGCCAUCGAUCUCAUCCGCGAGAACUUCCAGGGCGUCGGUUCGUCAAAGAAGUUCGACCGAGCUCAGCUCCGCGAGGCCUUUGUCGACCCGGCCACAUAUCUUAUUUUCUUCUUCUCUUUGUUCAUGAACAUCCCCAAUGGCGGUGUCACUACCUUUGGCUCGCUCGUCAUCAAGUCGUUCGGCUUCACUAGUCGGCAAGCGCUCCUGCUGGGCAUGCCAGGUGGAUUCGUAGACCUAGCCUUCAAGCUCGUCCUCACCCGCCUCUCCGACAGGUUCAACGAUCGCACCGGCUUCGCCAUGAUCGCCAUCUUCUUCCCCUUCUUGGGCGGCCUCUUGAUGAUCACGGUCCCCUUUAGCGCCCGGCCGGUCCUCCUGCUCGGUUACUACUUCAUUUCGGCCGCUGGUUGCGCGUGGGGUCUUGUCAUGACCCUCAUCUCCAACAACUCGCUCGGCUACACCAAGAAGCUCACAGUCAGCGCUCUUCAGAUCAUUGCCUAUGGCGCCGGCAACUGGAUUGGACCGAACACGUUCCAAGCAAAAGAAGCGCCGGGCUACCACACCGGAAAGACACUCGUUGCUGUCUUCUACGGUCUUGCUUUUAUCUGUCUUGUCCUCCUGCGACUCCUCUACCAUUGGCGCAACAAGCAGCGCGACCGCGAGGCAGAGGCGUAUCGCCAAGAGCACGGCCCUUCUUCGACUGAUGGUGCCAUUGAAAACGAGAAGCUGUUUGCCGACGAGACCGAUUUUGAGAAGAGGUCGAUGCGGUACAUGCUCUAG